CCUAAUCAUGGCGGAAGACGAGCUCAGUUUCGCCCACAUGGGGUUGGAUGCGCGGCUCUUACAGGCCGUCGGAGAGCUGGGUUGGGCCAAACCCACGGCGGUGCAGGAGGCCGCCAUCCCGCUGGCCCUGGAAGGCAAGGACUUGUUGUGCCGUGCGAAGACCGGCUCCGGCAAGACGGGGGCCUACGCCCUGCCCCUGCUGCAGCGCUUGUUAGACGCCAAAAUGGCGUCAUCAGUAUCCGCGCAGGCGGUGCGCGUGUUGGUCCUAGUGCCCACCCGUGAGCUGGGCCGGCAGAUAGUGCACAUGCUCCGGCAGUUGGCUGCACACUGUGCUCUCCAUGUGCGUUUUGCUGACAUCUCGGGAUCAGAUGACCUGUCUGCACAGAGGCCCAUUUUGAUGGAGAAGCCAGACGUGGUGGUGGGCACACCCUCCCGGGUCCUGGCCCACCUGCAAGUGCACAACCUGAGCCUGCAGGAUUCACUAGAGUUGCUGGUGCUGGAUGAGGCGGACUUGCUUUUUUCCUUUGGUUUUGAAGAAGACCUGAAGAGGUUGCUCUGCCAUUUGCCCAAGAUCUACCAGACCUUCCUCAUGUCAGCCACCUUCAAUGAGGAUGUGCAAGCACUGAAAGAGCUGGUGCUACAUAAUCCUGUGACUCUCAAGCUGCAGGAGUCACAACUGCCAGACGCCUCCCAGCUCAGCCAGUACCAGAUUCGGUGUGAGACAGAGGAUGAUAAGUUUCUUUUGCUCUAUGCACUGCUGAAGCUUUCGCUGGUGCGAGGAAAAGUGAUUCUCUUUGUGAGCACCAUUGACCGCUGCUACCGCAUCAAGCUCUUCCUGGAACAAUUCAGCAUCCCUGCCUGUGUGCUAAACUCAGAGUUGCCUGUUCAGUCUAGAUGCCAUAUCAUCACUCAGUUUAAUAAGGGCUUCUAUGAUUACAUUGUCGCAACAGAUGAGCAGCACCUGGCAGAGCCAGAGGGACCACGAGAAGAAAAAAAGAAAAAGGGCAAGAAAGCAGAGAAAAAGAAAGGCCAAGAGUAUGGUGUUGCACGUGGUAUUGAUUUCCAGAAUGUGUCUGCUGUCAUCAACUUUGACUUCCCUCCUUCAGUUGAGUCCUACAUCCACCGAGCAGGCAGAACAGCACGUGCCAACAACCCUGGAACAGUCCUAACUUUUGUGUCUUUCUCAGAGAGUGCCCAGCUGGCCAAGAUUGAGGCAGCACUUGUGGGAGACAGCGAUGCUAUUACCUUACAACCAUACCAGUUCCAGAUGGAAGAAAUUGAGGGGCUCCGAUAUCGCUGUCGGGAUGCCAUGCGUUCAGUUACCAAGCAGGCAAUCAAAGAGGCUCGGCUCCGGGAGAUCAAGGAGGAGCUGCUCAACUCUGAGAAACUGAAGACAUAUUUUGAAGACAACCCCCGGGAUCUGAAUCUCCUGCGCCACGACCGGCCCCUUCACCCAGCCAUCAUCAAGCCGCACCUUCGCAACAUGCCAGAAUACCUGGUGCCCCCUACUCUACGAGCUGUUGUACGACCCCUCAUCAAACACAAGCGGCGGAAGUCAAUGCCACCUCGUUCUAAGGGGCAGCAAAACCCACUGCGCAGUUUCAGAUACACAAAGCAGAAAUCACAAAAUCCAGCCAAGAAGAAAACCUCCUGAGUUCCUGGCCUUUAGGACAGUGGAGAGUGUUAUGGAUGGAUUAGAGAGAAAUCUGUCUACGGACCCUUCUUCACACUGGGAUUGUACUUUUCUGCCAGGAUAGGACUGUGUGAAAAUACUAGGAGUGUAUUUGGCCCUGUUAAUAUACCGAUUUCAAAAGACUUUGUCCUGCCCUUUCCUCAGAGGUGGAUUAAAGUGAAACCUCUUAAGACAAAAGGCUUAAGUUAACAAAUUAUUUUACUAUAAAUCUCUUAUGAGUUUUUGGUUUGCACUGGAAUGGCUAA
Molecule: messenger RNA, 1938 nt
Organism: Eublepharis macularius
Lineage: Eukaryota; Metazoa; Chordata; Lepidosauria; Squamata; Eublepharidae
Gene: DDX56
Product: DEAD-box helicase 56
Exons: 14
Coding region: 8-1654 (548 amino acids)
Cellular component (GO): nucleolus
Molecular function (GO): RNA helicase activity; nucleic acid binding; ATP binding
Source: RefSeq, a predicted model, not a curated record